AUGAAGGGAGUCAAUCAGACGGACAUCAUCCAGGUCCUCAAGAGCCAUAUCAUCCAUAGAUUUGGGCUCCCAGAAACGAUCACUUGUGACAAUGGGAGCAUUUUCACCGCGGACGAAGUCGUUGCAUUUGCAGUUGAGCUGGGAAUAACAUUCACCCACUCUACCCCAUACUAUGCGCAAGGCAAUGGACAGGCCGAGGUCAAUAGUAAGAUUCUGAAGGGGUGCUUGGCUAAGGUGGUGGACGACAACCCACGAAGGUGGGCAGAUAUGCUCUCUGAAGUCCUUUGGGCAUUUAGGACGUCACAGCAAACCAGCACGGCCACUACGCCCUUUGCUUUGACGUACGACCAUGACACAGUGCUUCCAAUUGAGAUUAGUGUGAAGUCAGCACGAGUGGGGUACCAGCAGGGACUUAUGCCAAUGACCUACAGCGAGGCAAUGUUGGCCGAGCUUGAUGACUUGGAUUAG
This is a messenger RNA of Telopea speciosissima, 468 nucleotides long. RefSeq lists its product as uncharacterized. NCBI's taxonomy places the organism in Eukaryota, Viridiplantae, Streptophyta, Magnoliopsida, Proteales, Proteaceae. The record is from RefSeq and is a predicted model, not a curated record. Gene Ontology annotation, biological process: DNA integration. The transcript has a single exon. The coding region runs from base 1 to 468 and encodes 155 amino acids. Gene Ontology annotation, molecular function: nucleic acid binding.